Molecule: messenger RNA, 6466 nt
Organism: Gallus gallus (chicken)
Lineage: Eukaryota; Metazoa; Chordata; Aves; Galliformes; Phasianidae
Gene: C1orf159
Product: C1orf159 homolog
Exons: 13
Coding region: 3258-3866 (202 amino acids)
Source: RefSeq, a predicted model, not a curated record
GAGGGCGGGGGGUACGAACGGGAACCUGCCGGCGGUGCUGCCGGAGGGCGCUUCCUUAGCUGGGGAGAGGACUGCCGCGGGUGAAGGGGCUCCUCCGGCGGCGAGAGGGCGCGGGCCGGCGGCUGAGGAGGCGGAGGGCGAGGCGAGCCCGCGGGCGGAGCCGCGUUGUUCGUGCAGGUCCUUUGUGAGACGGUGUCAAUGGGAAUUUAGCAGUGAGCUGCAGACCGUCUGCCUCCAGCGUGGCCCUGGGGAGCUGCACUGCUGCUGAGAGGAGCCCAGGACUCUGCAGGCUGUGCUCCAAUUCCCUCGCGCAGUGCUCCAGCAGCACUUGAAGCAAGAGAGAUACAGACAGGGCAACAGAGGCAGCGAGAGGAAGAAUUUACUCAGUGAGUGUUGACGUGUUCAGCUUAUGCGUGUUGUGUCACUUGAGAUCCGAGCUGACAGCGACUUGAGAUUUCUUUCAAACGUGGAGUUCUGGUGUGAAAUACUAGUUUUAAUUAAAAUGUCUGUGUUCUCCUAACUGUGUUGGCGUCUCAAGCAUAAAUACAUUCUAAUUUGGGCUCCAGCUUGUGCGUGACUUUAUCUUUUUUUUUUUUUCCUUACUCCAAAGGGAAGACGCUGCCAAAUGUAAAAUGUAUUCCUUGAGCUUGUAUAUUGUUUUGCUGUGGGUGUCACAUCCUGAUCAAGCUCUCAUGUUUAAUUUAAAUACGCAAGCCUCAUCCUGAGACAUGGUUAGUCACAGUGUGUGCUGGAAAUCUUAAAAUCUGUAGGGUUUUCCCCCUUCUGAAGUUAAAGUUGUGGCAUAAAAUGCUGUUCAGGUCGUUAAUGGAGCGGUCCUGAUUGGCUGGUGGCUGGAAAGCAGUAAAAUGAGUUAUUGCUUCUGCAGUUUUGCGAGUGGAGACCGAUGAGCAGUCCAAAUCCCUGCUUAACAUCGCUGUCCCGAUUGGAAAUACUGCACUUAAUUUGUUCUUUAAAAAAAGCUGUAUGCUUUUUUUCGUAGUAUUAUAAAUAAUGAGUAAGGAUGCUUAGUGCUGUCGUUGGUUGCAAACCUAAACGAACAAGUAGAUAUCUAGCAUUGCCUUAAUGGCUUGAUUUCCAGCCCUCCUCCUUCAGACAGAUGUUCUUUAAUAUUUUGCUGGCAGAAAAAGAACCCAGCAGGAUGUGAACAAGUGGCUCUGGGACUCGGAGCAAAACGUAAAUUGAGUAAAUAGAAGUCUGAUGUGUUUGGGAGUUUGAAAGCAAUUUGUUCAUCUGUUUUCACGCAUCCAAAACUAGUUCAGCGAUGUGUACGUAAAGUUCAAAUGGUGUGUGUGUGUCUCUCACAGAAAUAUAAUGAAAUGAAUUAACUUGCUGACGAUUUGAGAGCGAAUAGAUCUAGUGACCUAGUUCUACUGGAACAGCUGCAGGACAUAUGUUCUAGUUUGUUACAUUCGGUAGUGGCUGGGAGUGACUGCCCAUAAAUGCAACAGUGUUGUUGAUUACUAUCUUAAUUUAUGGCAGGAGUGGAAAUGCAGCCCAUGUUGAGCUUUUGUAAAGAGGAGGAUCAGGCUCUUAGCAGUGGCUAGUUUCCCAAAUGUUUUCUUGUUUAGCACAACUUGUUCCUGAACUUAAGUGUUUUUCUAGAUACCAAUAAUAUACUUGUUUAAACAAAUGCCUUGUUCAUCUCUAUUUCUCUCGUGCUUACAGAUAUAACAACAAUGAUCAGGUAUUGACAAAAAAAUCUGUGUGCAGUUACCAAAACAACGAAGACUUCAUCAGCUAAUGUCUUUACCGACUGUGAUGAUUCUCCCCAGAGGAGAAGCAGCAAUAUGUAAUUUUUGAGGAGAGGCAAUAAAGCAAGCUCUGUGAGCGUGCUUGUUUAAACUACGUAUAUCCACAUGCACAUCCUCAAGGCUGACUUAAUGGCAGACUCUGCUGGACUGCUGUGACAAACCCUGAAGUUAUACUGCUAGUGCAGUAGGAGAGUAUAUACAAUACCCUGUUUUUAAAAGGUGAAAUGCACAAAUUAUAGUUGUACCCACGUAAUCUGAAGCAGAAUUAUUCAUAGCAUUUGUAUAAGUACUCAUAUACUGUCAUGCACAAGUGGAAGGCUCUCUAUCUAACUAGGUAAAUGCAGUGCCUGCCUCAGCGGCCCUUUGCUGGGUCACAGGUAGCUUCUGUUCAGUUGAAAUGUGCUGAGGAAGAGAAUGUUCCCUUCAAAGCUGUGAGCAAGGUGUUCUUGGCUUCUGGAGCUACGUGCUGCGCUGUAGAAAGCUUCUCCUUUCAUCUUCUGAGAUGAAUUCACCUUUUUUUGUUAAAGCAGGUGUUGGUGUGAGGCGUCUUGUCACCGCAGGAACUGCUUAAAAAAGUAACAUCUGUGCUUCGGGGCACUGAUUUGGGAACCAUAUCUCCAUCCUUGUUAUGCUUAAACAGAAAAGGAUCUGUGGCAGUGCGAGCUCUUCCUGCUCUGUCCAAAUCCUCAUUAGCCAUACAAAUUACUUGUAGCAGUAACACUGGAGUGUGGCUUUCAGGAUUGUCAGCCCUUAGUCUUGGAGCUUUUAGCUGAUAACAGAGGGUAGUAAUAAGUUCUCCCACUAAGCUGAACUAAUUUUGUUUUGAAGUUGAGGCAGCAGGUUCUGUGCACACGCUUUUUUUCAGAAAGCAGAGCAGAAGUUAAUCGUAGGAACCACUCAGUGAUUUUGUUUUGCAGAGAAGCAGCUUGCCAAGGGUUGUGAUAUGUGUUUUAGAGUAAUUUGAAAUUCAUUCACUGGAGUUUUAUUUAGCAAAAAUAGUUUGGGAAAUGACUCACUGGAGAGCUUUUCCCUACAGCCGAAGGCUUUCUUUCCUCAUGUUACGCUCUAGCUAGAGGAGCUCGUCUGCUUUCAUGUUUUAUUUAUAAUAGGAAAGACUCUUUCUGAAGCCACCAGGCUGCAGGUAGGCUGGCUGUGAGGUUUGGGUGUGGCUUCCCAUACUGAUUGAGCAAAAACCAGGCAGAUACUGUAGCACCAACAGAGGAAGUGUCUGAACAAUGCAGAUGGAGCGUGACGUAGGGCUUAGCGGUUCAGCCAAACAAUCCCACCGAAGAAGUGUGGACUUUGCUUAGAUGCUGGGUGUGGAACAGUCUCUGCAUGGCCCAGUUUGGAGCAGACUGAUAAGGCUCCUUGUUUCUUAGCAACCGCGGUCUGCCAUAGCCAGGAACCUGCCCUUCUGCAGCUGGAGGGAAAAUUCUGAAUGUCUCAAAUCUGUGUCUUGAACCAAGACUUCUGUCUUUCCUGGGCAUGGAGGUGCCGUAUGUCCUUCUCUUAACCAGACUCGUAGCAGAAGUUGCCAGCAAAUCUACUGAAAGUUCGGUUUCAGAAACAGAAUGUUGUGUGGAUAUGUUGGAGUCAAACAGUUCCUGCCCGGUAGCCAACCAGUGCAGCCCAGGUUGUUACAGACGAUGGAACGAGGAUGGGAGUAGCAGCUGCAUUAAGUGCAAAAAUGAAACUCUUCCCGUUGCUUCUGUUUACAAUCUGACUGAUUGCAGAAACACAGGUAUCAGAGGGAUGAAUUUCCAAAUGAAUAUAAGCACUGUAACUCCUUUCAUACAGAACAUAGGGGGUCCAGAAGUAGCAGCUUCUCUCAUCUUAGGGACGUUUUUCAUCAGCUUAUUCCUGAUUCUGUCUGUCGCUUCUUUCUUCUACCUCAAACGUGCCAAUAAACUUCCUAAUGUUUUCUACAGAAGGAACAAAGCAUCUGUUCUCCAGCCUAGUGAAACAGCAUCCAUGAUACCUCCCCCAGCUACUUCAGUUCGGAAGCCGCGAUACGUCAGACGAGAACGGUCACUAGUGACAUCUGCCUCUGCCGCUAUGAUCUCAUCUUCCGAAACCAGGGUCAGCAAUGUUUAGCCUUCAUUCCUGACUGAGGACUCUGUAACUGUACGCAGUGUCGAAGAAACUUUUUCUGAACCCACUGAAGUGCCAGGCAACGGGCGGCUGACCUAAAUGGAAGCCAGAUUACUGUGUCAAAGAGCUUGUGCCAAAUGUUAACGGAGAAAUGAACUCGUGAAAAGAUGCUGAUGGCAGACUACAUCCAGUUCUGUGAACUGCUUUGGUGAUCUCGAAAUGCACUAUUCCAGCUCUGUGGUUUCGUUUGUCUCCCACAGAGGCAGCGUUUAAUCUUGAAAGAAUCUGUCCUUCUUUGGUACGCUUUCUGUUUUGGCAAGUUCUUCCUCUGUGUGUUGUGAUGUGUUCUGUGUCCCCGGAGCGAAACGUCUCGGUGCUGCAGGCCAACACAAAAUACUAGGGGAAACCAAGGAUACGGAGUUGUUUGAAGGACCCAUUUGUAACAGCAAACACUAAGUGCCACUGCUUUAAUGUCAUAGGACAAUGUAACGAUACUCAAAGUGUAAUAUUAAAAAACAAACACAAAAACACCUUCUGAAACAUCCCCCUGCAGUAGCUGACCCUGGUUUUUAACUCCAAUCACAGACCCGCCAUUCAGAUGCUGUUAGUACUUUUGAAAAUUGGCUGGUAGGGGUUGGAUCCCAACAGAUUUGUACGCUUUGGAAGCUUUUCAGCUAGCUUCAGCUCAGUCCUUGAAUGAGGAACCGUUUGCUUUGGCUUUGGAGCUGGCAUGCUGCUCCAGUCUCUACUAUCUCCCUUCCUCGUACACAAGCAGUUGAAAAGAAACCAAAACUCCUGCAGGGUAUCUGUGCAUCUGUUAGACGUGCCAGUGAGCGCCAAGAUGAGCUUGAGAGGUCAGGUGAAUUUCUGUCGAUGCAAUAAAGGGUUUCUUUUGUCAAGCCUUUCAUUAGCGUGCCUGGCUCGUGCAGGCCAGCGCCUUAGGGCAGAGUCCUUGCUGAAAGCACCAGCCUAAGUGGCCCCCAGGCUCAGAUGCCUGCUCUUGUCCAUCUAAUGCCAGCCAAGUAGUCACUCAGGAAAUUGAAGUAGCUGUAAAAGCUUCCUAGGCUAGGCUAGGCUACCUUUCGUCAAAUUGGUUCCUGGCAUGGCUGGCUGUUGCCAUGUCAACGUUUAAAUUGGCACGAUGGGCACAACGGUACGGGCGUGAGAGUGGGUGACAGGGAAAUGACUGGAAAACUUGAGGUUGCUAAAUUGGUCGAAGCGUCACCGUCACCAUAUGUGAAAUUAUUUCUCAGCAGCUUGUGCAUUCCCACCUACCUGUGUUGCCAUUGCCUGUCUCAGUUUAGCUGGAGCUCAGUUACGGGUCUGUAUUCCUAAAAUAAAUUACUUUGAAGCUUUUUCUCAUCAGCCACUGCCACGAACAUAAUGGUCGGGAACUGGAACAGUCAGUUCUCUUUGGAAAAGGGGGACGUAACUGCCAUAAGCUGAUGCCAUCCCCAUACGGAGAGCGCGGACCUUUCUAUUUGGAUUCCUUUUCUCCAAGGUUAAAAGCUUAUCCAAAGCGAUAGGAGCAGAGCUGGGCUGGGCAGGGGUACCUUACUGAAUAGGCCUCUUUUUAUACGAGUUUCAGUGCAGUUGUAGGUACUCUCAUCUCUCUCCUUACGAGGUAAACGAGAUCUCUUGUAGCAUCCGAACAAGCUAGGGCAAAUUCUGAUGAAGAACACCCCUGAAGAAGCACCCCAGCCACAAGUGAGGGGAAAAACAGAACCAAAAAAAAACCCCACACCACCCUUGAGGUGCUGUACGGAGCAACAUCAGACCGUCUUUCUGUCAAAAGGAUCUCAAAAGCUUUUGUUCUAGCAGACAAAAAUAACAGCAGGCAAUGGCAUUUGAGACCCUUCAGCUUUCAAUAUGAAACGCACUUACAGUUCUUACGUUCCCUGUUCAGGAAGUGGCAGUUCUGGCUGUGAUUUCCAUGUCUUUUCAUGUUUGUGCCGCUGUGACUUGUGUUUUUUCCCCCACAGUAAGAAAUGGCUGGGAGGUUAUAGGUUUUGCCUGACCUCGGUUGCUGAAUGUUUUCUUAACCUUUUGAGGAAAAGGAGUAACUAUGCAAAUAACGCAAAGAAACGGCACCUUCUGAUAGCAGGGAGUUUCUGCUUGCAAAUCUGUCCGUGAUAACGCAUCCGUGUAUUGCUUAGUUGCAAGAUGUGUUCUUUCUGCACAGGAAUUAUUGAAGGAUCGUUCACAUCGCAGCGUUGUCUUAUCCCCAAGUGCACAUCGUGACUUCGGUUGCGUCUAACCUCUGUGCCGUCGAGCCCUUCCUCAACCACAGCAUCUCUUCUCCUUUCCGUGCCGCUUUCCCCCCAGCACACUCUUCAAGUGCAGUGAAUCCGUGUUCCAGUCUUUUUAUUUCUCUUUCAGGAUCUUUCCACCUUCUGUGAUUGCUCUCUGACGCUGUGGGCUCCCGCUCUAAAUGGUCCUUUAUUCGUUUGCACUGUCAGUUUAAGCAUAGAAUGUGUUUUGGUUUCAGUCUCUCUCCGCCAUAACACCAGAUGUAAAAUAUAAAACUGGCUUUAACAAACCUUGAUAUUUAAUGUAUUGGUGUAUUUUUUUAAUUGUGCCAAAAUAAACGUCUCUGAGCUUUU